CCUCCAGAGAUUCUCUUUCCUGAAGACAUCCUCCAAAAAGACAAGAGGGAAGUUUGCCUUUUCUGCUCCCUUCUUGGAAAGAUGCAAAGUGCGUUAGUAGGCUCCUGGCACAACAAUGGCUUCUAUGGGCACUACAGAAGCCAAUUCAAGAGUGAAAGUGCUAGAGAAUACCGCCUUGCAGCCAAGCCCCAGCCUCCAGCAGUGUUCCUGCAGCGAUGUCAGGAGCCGGCGCAGCAACACUUCUUCUCCAAGCAUGACAACCGUACUUCCUUUGACAAAGGCCCCUACUGCCUGCUGCAGGGAAUUGGAAGGCGGAAGGACCUGGAGCGCCUGUGGCAGCGGCACACCUUCCUGCGCUGGGCACCCUGUGAGAUAGAGUUGCGCCAGCAAGGGCCCCUGGAAUCUUCUUACCAGGCCGAUUUCCGACCAGGCCCAGGACUCAGUGGCCUCCCCCAGCGCCUCGUCCAUUUUGUGCAGGUCCAGCCUUCCCAUGCCAGGACCACCUACCAGCAGAACUUCUGCUACCCAUCCCGGGGUGGCCACUGUGGCAGUUACAAGGUAGGGCCCCAGGCGCCAGUCACAGACAUACUGCCUGACCUCCCAGUGAUCCCAAGACCCAAGCUGCUGCAGCACUACCUUCAUGCUGGGGUCUCUGAGUGUCUAAACUGGUCCAGAGCAUUAAACAAGGAGAGCUGACA
Molecule: messenger RNA, 698 nt
Organism: Rhinopithecus roxellana (golden snub-nosed monkey)
Lineage: Eukaryota; Metazoa; Chordata; Mammalia; Primates; Cercopithecidae
Gene: CIMIP7
Product: chromosome 1 C3orf84 homolog
Exons: 4
Coding region: 82-696 (204 amino acids)
Source: RefSeq, a predicted model, not a curated record